Danaus plexippus (monarch butterfly) is the source of this 2740-nucleotide messenger RNA. RefSeq names its product mitochondrial intermediate peptidase. Gene Ontology annotation, biological process: peptide metabolic process. The record is from RefSeq and is a predicted model, not a curated record. Gene Ontology annotation, molecular function: metalloendopeptidase activity. Gene Ontology annotation, cellular component: mitochondrion. The coding region runs from base 165 to 2237 and encodes 690 amino acids. Lineage: Eukaryota; Metazoa; Arthropoda; Insecta; Lepidoptera; Nymphalidae. The transcript has 13 exons.
GUCGAAUGUCAAUGUCACUUAAAGGUCUUAAGACAGUGACUGGAGAGGGUUUGUGGUGCUUUUUAAUUAUAAAAUAAAUAUAACACUUUGUUUACAGAUUAAUAAAAAUGUUAUAAAAAUAAAUCACCGUGAUAUUUUGAACACAUUAUAUAAGGGUUGUAAUAAUGAAGACUUUAAAACCACUUUGGGUGACGGGCAGUAAGCGGGUGAGCACUUGGUCGCCCCUAGCCACUGCAUUUAACACGAGACCUACAUCCAGACCUAUUUUUGAUACUUUGAGGGAAAAAACUGGUCUCUUCAACAAACCAGAACUAAAAACCUUUGAGGGUUUCUAUACAUUAAGAGAGCAAGCCAUUGUAGCUACAGAUCGUCUUAUAGAGGAAGCAACAGGUAAUCCGACUCGGCCUAUGGUAGACAUAUUUGAUGAACUCUCAGACACACUGUGCAAAGUGGCUGACUUGGCGGAGUUUGUGAGGAUAGCGCACCCACAACCACACUUUGCACAUGCAGCAGAAGAAGCCUGCAUCAGUGUAAGCGGUGUAGUAGAAAAAUUAAAUACACACAAGGGUUUGUAUCAGUCUUUGCGUAAUUCAGUGGAGAAUGGAACUUGCGGAGAUCGUCAUCUUGCAGAGUUGUUUUUGUUUGAUUUUGAGCAGAGCGGUAUACACUUGCCAGACGGACCACGGCAGAAAGUUGUGGCCCUUAAUGACCUUAUCCUGCAAACGGGACAGCAGUUCAUGGCCGGAGCAGCAAAACCGAGAAAGGUACCAAGAUCAGCUGUGCCUCAAAAUGUCAGGCAAUUUUUUAGUUGUGAGGGUGACACGGUGACUGUGAGUGGUGUGUAUGCCGAGUGUGGUGAGGCGGGGGCUCGUGAGGCUGCUUACAGACUGUACCUGGCGGCUGACGGACGACAGGAACUGCUGUUGGGGAAGACACUGAUGGCUAGGAGAGAACUGGCCGGCUUGUGUGGAUUUAAAUGCUAUGCGGACCGCGCUAUAAAAGCCAGCACCAUGGAGACGUCGUCUAACGUCCGUCAGUUCCUGGACGUGUUGUCGGACAAUCUGCACGACAGAGCCAACAUCGACUUCGAGGCAAUGGCGGCCAUGAAACGAACGGAGACUCCGUACCAGAAAUCGUUGAUGUGUUGGGACACUCCGUAUUUCACUCACAAGGCGAAGGCCCAGCUGCUGAACGUGUCUCCGUCCGAGUUCAGUCCGUACUUCUCGCUGGGCGCCUGUAUGGAGGGACUCAACAUGCUGUGCCAGGAACUCUACAACAUCACAUUACAGUCCGAAGAAAUGUUGCCAGGCGAGUCUUGGUCUCCUGACGUGUACAAGGUUCGUGUGGAGCACGCUACAGAGGGUACUUUGGGACACAUUUACUGUGACCUCUACGAGAGGCCCGGGAAACCGCAUCAAGACUGCCACUUCACUAUCCGGGGAGGAAAACUACUGCCCGAUGGAACAUACCAGAAUCCAGUGGUGGUGGUGAUGCUGUCUCUGUCUGGCGGUCACCGCUCCGGCCCCGCCCUGCUGGGUCCGUGCUCUGUGGACAACCUUUUCCACGAGCUGGGUCACGCGCUCCACUCCAUGUUGGCCCGCGCCCCUCACCAGCACGUGGCCGGCACGCGCUGCGCCACGGACCUCGCCGAGCUACCCUCGGUCCUCAUGGAACACUUCGCUGCGGAACCUCGCGUGGUGCGUCGUUUCGCGCGUCACUUCCAAACAGGAGAGCCGAUGCCGGAGGACAUGCUGCAGCGGCUGUGCGCCUCCAAACAUCUCUUCGGCGCCAGUGAGAUGCAGUUACAGGUGUUCUACUCGGCCUUAGACCAACAGUACCACGGACCGGAAGCGGGUCAGGGCGAGGACACCACCGAGGUACUGAGACACGUUCAGAAACAGUACUACGGAUUACCGUAUGUGGAGAACACGGCCUGGCAACAUCGGUUCAGUCAUCUCAUCGGGUACGGCGCGAAAUACUACUCUUACCUGAUAUCAAGAGCGUUGGCGUGGAGCGCCUGGAGAACGCACUUCCACACACAACCGCUCAGUCGGACGGCCGGCGAGCGUCUGAGGCACGGACUCCUAAAACACGGAGGGUCCGUCCCGCCACAGAUCUUGCUAAAAGACUACCUGGAGACGGAGAUCACACCUCACACGCUGGCGAUGGCCCUGACUGAGGAGCUCGACUAUCACAAGGACUACCUCGACACUGUGUUCAAGAUAGCUGACAAGUAACUCACGGGACGCGUCGAUAUCGUGCUAUAAGACUACUGUAUCGAAGCAUAAAACAGAAAAAACAUUGACAAACAUACGGCGAAGAGCGGCCUCACACUGUCUUGCUCAUAUCAAAGUGAAUUUACGAAACCCGCUAGUCAGUGUAGUGCUAAUGAUGUCUUCCUCAUAGCGUCCAGUGUACUGUAAAUAUCUUUUGGUCUGUUUUAGUACGUCUUAUCGAUAAAUCAUUAACGGUUUUAUAGAUUUUUAUUCAUUGUUGACAUGUGAACGCGUCUGUCGGCGGCCGAGCGGGUUGUUCCACUCAUGGCUGCUACACAUAGCUUAGACGACUUCUACUAUUUAUUAAGCGUUACUCGUAGCGAGGGAUCUCCGUUCACAAUCCUCCUAGUUUGUACACACUUGGAAGUCGUUUCUGCUGAAGUAUGUCUGUGAUUUUAUGUAAUCACCGAACGAAGCGCAAUAAUAUGAAGGGUAAAAAUAAAAUAUGAUUAGAAAAUUAUAAA